This is a messenger RNA of Tauraco erythrolophus (red-crested turaco), 1107 nucleotides long. It is a transcript of the gene GPR15, whose product is annotated as G protein-coupled receptor 15. Gene Ontology annotation, cellular component: membrane; external side of plasma membrane. Gene Ontology annotation, biological process: cell chemotaxis; G protein-coupled receptor signaling pathway; immune response. Gene Ontology annotation, molecular function: C-C chemokine receptor activity; C-C chemokine binding. Lineage: Eukaryota; Metazoa; Chordata; Aves; Musophagiformes; Musophagidae. The record is from RefSeq and is a predicted model, not a curated record.
AUGAGGACAGCUUGGCCAGAAAUGGAACUCACCCAGCUUUCGCCCGUAACGACAGUCACGUUUAACUAUGACUACUACUAUGAUGACAACUGCCAGUAUCAGCAUCUGCAACACAUGUCUACUUUCCUCCCUAUCCUGUACACUGCUGUGUUCCUGGUGGGCAUCGUCGGCAACUCCAUCCUGAUAGUAGCCUUGGUCUUCAAGCGACGGGUCCAGAGGCUGAUCGACAUCUUCAUCAUCAACCUCGCUGCAUCUGACUUCGUCUUCCUCAUCACGCUGCCGUUCUGGGUGGACAAGGAGGCGUCGGACGGGAGCUGGAGGGUAGGAUCUUUCCUCUGUAAAGCUAGUUCCUACGUCAUCUCAGUCAACAUGUACUGCAGCAUCCUCCUCCUCACUUGCAUGAGUGCCGACCGGUACCUUGCUAUCAUGCAUCCUUCUAUUGCUAGACGGGUCAGAACAAGGUCCUACUCCAGUGGACUCUGUAUCUGUGUCUGGCUAUUAUCCUGCUGCUUAGGGAUGCCAACCCUUUUGUCCAGAGAACUGAAGAAGCAAUAUGGAAAGACUUACUGCACAGACAAAGCUGUGACAGAAGCCAAACAGAUCAUGUCACUGAUGCUUUUAAUCCUGGCCUUCUUCUUCCCACUGUUGAGUAUCUUAACCUUUUACUGCUCCAUCACCAGGAGACUCUGUGUGCAUUAUCAGAGAGCUGGGAAACAUGAUAAGAAACUGAGAAAAUCCAUCAAGAUCGUCUUUAUUGUAGUGGCAGCUUUUGUUAUCUCCUGGGUUCCCUUCAAUCUUUUCAAGCUUAUGGCCAUCCUUUUGGGACUCUUGAAGCAGCCCGACUGUCUUCCCAACACGGUGGCCCAGGUGGGCAUGAAGGUGAGCAGCCCUUUGGCUUUUGCCAAUAGCUGUGCCAACCCUUUCAUUUACUAUUGCUUUGACAACUACAUCCGCAGAGCCAUGCUCCGGUGCCUGUGCCCACGGGUGAAAAUCAGCAGCAGUGGCAGCAACUCUGAUACUACGGACACUCGCCUGAGCCACUCCUUAUCCAAUUUUGUUGUUGGGGAGUAUGCUGCUAGGAAGAGGAAGCGCUCUGUGUCCCUCUGA